Molecule: messenger RNA, 4008 nt
Organism: Babjeviella inositovora NRRL Y-12698
Lineage: Eukaryota; Fungi; Ascomycota; Pichiomycetes; Serinales
Exons: 1
Coding region: 194-3892 (1232 amino acids)
Biological process (GO): chromatin remodeling
Cellular component (GO): cytoplasm
Source: RefSeq, a predicted model, not a curated record
GAUACUAAACACUCCAAGAUUUUAAUUUGAGACCGCUAGACAUGACGCGCCUGGGCUGAAAUAUUUCUCGCCGGAGAUGGCCCGAGCUUAUCCUACAUACACGCCUUCGGCUAUUAAUAUCCACAUAUCUCAUCGAUUCAACUUCUCUCACCAAUAUUAUUCUAUCUGACAUCAUUAUUCACCCUGCCCUGUAAUGAACUCAGAGGAAGUUACAAGGAUUUUCCAAGCGGUCAAGCCGCAUUGUAUUGCCUUGUCACAAUCAGUCUUCCCUCUGACACAGCCGAUAAGUAACUCAGAAAUAGAACCCGCCGUAUCGCCCCUCCAGUUAUCCCGAGACUUGGUAAGCUUACUUGAUGCCUUCCAAAAGGCCGUUGAGGGUAGCGGCUCCUCUCCGGAAUCUCCCAUGAGGCUAACCACCCAGCUAGGCGAUUACAUAUUUGUCCCCAUCGCCCACUUGUUAAGCACCGAGUUGACCCAACUCGAUGAUCUCCUGACAUCCUACGUCCUACAACUCCUCACCUUGUUGAUUCGCCACUGUUGGGGGGCCACAGACUCGGGAAUUCUCGUACCUUUAGCAAGACAAUUGUUCCCGUUGAUCGUGAUCUUGACCGGCGGACCUCCGCCAGCCCCCGGUGCCAGCUCCAAGGAGGACGACGCCAUCCAGACCAAGCUAAUCCGCGAUGAAAAAAGCGGAGAGCUCAAAGCCUCCGGAGUAGCGUGUUUGAGCGAACUAUUCACUGCCCUUAACAGCCCCUCCGGCACCACGUUCCUAAACCAUGAGGAUUCCUCCCAGCCGCUACUACCCGUUGUUGGUCAUGCCGCCACAGUCCUUUUGACCAUAAUGGCUACCUCAACGCAUACUUCCCAGUUGGAAUUGAUGCUAAAUUCCACAGCCUGUUUGCGUCUCUUGUACUUCCUGGUAAUAGCCACCGGGGAAAACAGAAGGGGCGGCGACAUGCUCUCGCUCGUGUUGCCAAAAACCGUCUCUGUAAUAGCCAGGUUGAUCACCACCAGUUCGAUCAAAUUGCACUACACGGCAGUGGAGAAGCUAUUGGGUUUGUUGAAAGACUUGCUCGCGUUGGUGUUUGAUGAUGCCGUGUUUGAACGUCAAGCCGGUCCCAAACGCUUGGCUAGCUUGGACGAGUUGAGAGAUACGCAGGAUGUUUCCGUUAUCGCUUUAUCGCUUGACGAAACCACAGAGACCUCCAAGCCUUUUACAACCCCCAGGGACGAGAUGUGGUUGAAGGGAAACUCGGAUCGGAUUCACAAAGUGUUGGCCACCGUGUUCAGACACUACCAGAAGUUGUUCAAUGAACAGGAAGUACAUAUGCUCCAAAGUAGCGCCAAGUUCACAGUCAUUUCCAAGGCAUUGACGAGCCUCGUGGAGUCCAUCUUCCAAAACAACUUCAGCUCGUUGAAUGCCUGUAUCGGCGAAUCUAUUGACAUGUGGGUCUAUCUCCGCUUGGCAACACAUGAACUUGGACCGUCAGACUUUCUCCCUUCCAGCUUUAUCCAAUCCAGUGGUAAGACGACCCAGACCCGUGACAUCAUGUACACUAGAUUAACCAACUUCUGGGUCCCUCAACUUUCAGUCCAGAUCUUUCACUCCAACAGUGAUAAUUCGAGAGAAGUGAACGCCAUGGACGUGAUUGCCUUUUAUUUGAAGUCGUUACAGGGCCUUAUUUUUGCUGGAGCAGAUAGAGACGAUAUCCGAUACCAGGCAAGGCGGUUUAGCCUGGCUUUGGAAAAUAUCAGGUCGGUUGUGUUUGAAGAGUUAAGUAAUCUGGUUCAGCAGUCUAACAGAUCCUCAAAGAAGGCCGAUACGCAAAUAGUGACGACGGUCAAAGAUUACUACCGGACGAACGAAUUACUUGCGCUGCACCAAGAAACGGUCCUGACGGAGAUGGAGGGUUCUACGACCCUUCCGAUUUUCAAUGCCAUAGCGAUGACUGAAAACAAGGAAGCGUCAAUCAGACGACUACUAAAUGUCAUUGGUGGCUUAAUUAAGAAAGCCACCAUUGACAAUGUAGAUGGGGAGUGUGCCGAAGAGAUCAUGGGCUCGGUUAUUGAAUCCCUCGUGGUUGAUGACAACGACCGAGGCCAUACCAAGCAGAGCUUAGGGUUGUGGAUGUUGAAUCACCUAAUGGAUGGGAUGGCUGAGCCAAGCAAUGCCGAGCUUCAAUUACAGCCCUUUGUGGACGAUUUUCUUUGCUUUGACGAGGUGGAUGAGCUGAGUAGUUAUCUGGACUCCUCUCUUCUGCGAGCCUUGGACGACGCAUUAUACACAAUCCUUGAAGUAUCCAUCUCUACUCUCGAAGAUCUAUCAUUGCUGCAAAACACCAGUAUGCCGAUAGCAGGCUCAUCCCUUGAGUCGCUGCUUUCCCAGUGCAUAGCGCUUGAAGCCAUUGCCAACGUGUGUCGCCAUCUGGCUGUAGAGGAAUUCAAACCUCACUUGAUGAGCCUUUUAUUCCCCGUCAUCGAUUGCUUGUCCCACUCGGACUCCUCCGUUCAGCGGCACGCUAUGCAUACAUUACAGCGGAUCGCUGCAAAAUGCUACCCAGAUGGCACUGUGGUGGAUUUGAUCGAAGACAAUGCCGACUAUUUGACGGAUGCUAUCAGUCUCAAAUUAUCGCUGACCGCGAUCACCCCUUCCUUGUCGAAAAUCCUCCUAGUUUUGAUCAAGAUUGGGAAGAUGGACUUGAUCAGCCAUCUCAACGAUUUGAUUAACUCAAUGUUUCUCUUGUUGGAUAUGUACCAUGGCUAUGCAUUGCUCAGCGAGGGAUUCUUCAUGGUGUUCCAGGAGAUUAUUGACCAAGUCCAUGAGAAAUACCCCCUGGAAGCUGAAGGUGCAAGGGACGGUAGAGAGGAGCUGGAGCUGAAGCUGAAGCUUCAUCGGCCUUGGGGUAUCAAGAAUAUUGACGGGUUGAUUGGUAUGUUGGAGUACAAAGACCAGCAACUAGAUGAGAUUUUGAACCCUGAUCAAGAGGAGUCUGGAAAGAAGUUUGCAAACCACCCAGGGAAGCCGUUCAAGGAGGCUUCGUCCCUUUCCGACGAUAAGUUGCGCGAAGUAGAUAGUGACGAUGAGGAAGAUGGCCUCGAAUCCAUGUGGAACCGAGAGGAAGCUGACGACACCGCGGGGGGUGGUUCUAACGAGGAUGAAGAGUGGGACUCUCCCCUUCCCGAAAAGAUCUACUACAUGGUGCAACGUGUGUUUAACUACGGUAUCCGUCUCCUUAACCACCCCUCGGUUAAUUUGCAAAACCAAAUCUUGACGAUCUACAAAUCGCUUAUUCCUGUCCUUGCGACUUCCCCCCGGCGUUUAUUACCAGUUCUUGCUGAUUCGUGGCCCGUAUUGUAUGCCUCGUUCCAAGCAACUGAUGACCUUCGCUUGAUUGUGCCAUUGUGCAAUGCGUUUGAGCAAGUAUUUCAACACGGUGGGUCCUUCAUGGCCUCGAGGUUUGUUGCCUUGUGGCCCUUGAUCAAACAGAAAUCGGUCAUCCAGCAGGUGUAUUCUCGGAUUAGUCUGAUGCCGCUCCAACGUGAAACGGUACUGGGAACACCACACCAACUUGUGUUAAAUAUUCCAAACUACAACUUGAGAACAUACGAGUGUAUGGUAAAAGUCUUGGUGACGGGCUUACGAGAAUGCGGACAGCAAGUUCCUGAUCCUGUGGUGAACGAAAUCAUCCACUUGUGUAUCCCGUGUAUGGAUAACAGCAAUGGCACCAAUCUUUCGGAUGCGUCAUUCGGGGAACUGUUUACCGAAACCGCUUGGUUUAUCAGAACUAAAAUAUACGGUAUGAACAAUGCGGACCUAUCGGUGAAUGUUCCGCCGGAUUUUGUCGGUGGCGGUUCUGGGAAGGUGUACCAUUUCCAAGUACCUCUGUUUUAGACCAUUGAAGAUUUAAUCGCAUAAAUAAUGGUAAGAUUGGUGUAGAAUAACACUUUUACUGUGUUUAGCACAUGCUGGAGCUCUGACGAAAUGCUGCGGAAUUUAGUUUACGCAAA